CACGAUGUUGACAGUGAAUUCUUUUAUCGUAUGGAAUAUUGCUAUAACGACCAGUUUCAACAGGUAAUCUAGAUCUAGUGCUGUUAUGUGAGAAAACAUUAGAACUCUGUUUGAAAACAUUCGAAUGGUAAUUCACACCCAUGACCCUCGUUUUCGUCAUUCUUUGUUAUGUAAUAUGUACACAGACAACACAGUUUUACUAGCUAUACAUACAGAAGGGGGCAAAAGAAUAAACGAGUUGCUUGGCGUUCGGUUAAACCUAGUUCACACACAACACCUGCAUGUAUUGAUAGAGCGCAGCACAUUUCACAUGCGAUGCUGUGCGUGAAUGUCUAAACAAAUAAAUCAUCGUAGACGUAGUUUGGGUAAUGAGUAAUGUGUGUCGCGAGUCAAUUGUCGUAGUACCGAUUCAUACAGGCAGCAGAAAAAAUACACAGUGUCUAGUAGGUUUUUAUUAUAAGAGGAGCAAAAAGCAAAUAUAAUUUUGUUAUUCUUUAGCAUCCCUUAAUUAAUUUCGGAGUGGCCAAUUCAGGUGGUUUUAUUAAUUUCAAGCCUAAAUGGGAGGAAUAUUUGAGACAAGCAGAACUGUAUAGUGUAUUAGCCUUUUCCGAUAGUCCUGUCUAGUCGCGCGAAUCCCAUGUUGGAGGGGGACAAGAAAUACAUUAAUAAUACAUUGAAUUGAUAAGAUAUUUCAUUUUUGGUCGUCUAAAAAUUUGAUAUUUGAUAUAGUGGAUACUAUAUUUGAUAUAGUGGAUACUCUUUCACAUAUUUGACGCCUGUCACCAUAUAUUUUCUCCCUCCAAACGAUCCCAGAAUGCACUGUGAUCUCUUUUGGGAAAACUGCUAAUUACCCUUUCUGCCCAAGCAGUGAACAUGGAAACAUUUUAUAUUUACAUAUUUAGCCUGCGCGCAGACUAUAUAAUGACAUAUAAUGACUAUAUAUAUGUCACGUCAUUAUAUAGUCUGCGCGCAGGCUAGGAAACAUUGAACUUUUUGUUAAAAACAAGUGUCUAGGACUGGGGGCAACCAAAUAUGUUCACUGUUCUCAUCUUCCGAACAAGGCUGAAAAUUUUAAUUGUUAAAGCAAGAAGUUGAAAGACGCGUUAUUCUAUUUUACGUCGCAGCUGAUCUCCAAGUUGAGAUGAAUAUAACUUUGUAUAUAAAGUGUCGAGUUUUACCGUGUUCCAUUAAUGGGGGAAAGUUGCCACGGGAGUUCUUCAACUUGUUUUUGUAAAUAUGUUGUAAUUUCAAGCAGUUGGACACCAGACACGGCAUUUCCUUGCAGGGAGAUAUCUUAAUUAUUUGUGACACGAAGAUUGAUUGUGACACGCCUUUCUUAAAGAUUGUGUGCUUUUAAUAAAUAAAGUUGUGUGCCUACCACGUAUACACUCGUGUGAUACUAGCUGUCCUGCCCGAUACGUCAAAAGCAUUUAAUAAAAAAUUAGGUCAGGAGGAGUUAUAAAAAAGUCGCAUAUAUUCGACACAUUUUACGUGUGGGAAAUAUAUUAGCCUUAGUACACAACUUUUGCCUAAAACUGUCGCAUGCAAUCUGCUUACAACUUAAGUUGUACUGUAUAAAUCAACACAACUCGCCUACGUUGUCGACUUGUUCGUAGGUGAGUUGUGUGCUUGAUUUACACAGCACAACUUAAGUUGUAAGCAGGUUACAUGCGAUAGUUUUAGGCAAAAGUUGUGUCGUGUAAUCAUUGAUUUUGAAGAAAUGCAGUAAUCGUCUGUGGCUCAGGCUACAGCAGAAGAUUUACAUAAGUAAUGCAAUACUGAUGCCGUAAAUAACCAGUUAGGUGAGGAAAUAAGGCCGAUGAAGUAACCAGAGCGUUUUAAGGAGAACGUCGAUGUUUCGAGCGAAGGCCCUUCCUCGAGAAGUUAGUUAUAGUUGCAAUAUAGUCGUCUGUAUCAAACAUCGCCUCUAGGUCCAUCUAACACUUUAUUCUACCAGCUUCUUACAUGCUAUUUUGAGAUAAUAUUCAGAACGAGUUUUGAGAUAAUAUUCAAAACAUUUCUAUUGAGUAUUGAAAAUUAAUGUUCCUUCUUAAUAGCUCAUUUUAUGAUUUAUAAUCUACUUAAUGGAUUUUUAAGACCAAGACAUUAACAGUUGACUGCCAACAUCUUCUCAUUUUGAGAUAAUUCUCGCAGUAAAAGAUAUGCCUGUCGUGAUAUAGUACGUAUUCUAGCAAAGUCCAAAACCCUUUAAUAACGGAUAUUAGUAGCACUUGGCACGUAGCUUCUUAUGAUCACGACAUACAUUUUCCCAUUUUCAGAUCUAUCAGCUACAAAGUUACCAAUUCAGGACAAUGUUUAUUCAAAAUUAAUAUUCUGUCCUAAUGGUUUAAUGAUUUAUAAAACACUUAAUGGAUUUAUAAGGUUAUAGGUAAUAGCAAGCUCCCCUGCUAGGCUCAAUGGACUUGCUACUGUGUUACACUGUUACCCACUUCUUAAUCAAACAUAAUGUGUCUCAUUCUCUUAAUGGAUUAAUACAAAGGAUUAAUACAAUAUACCAACUAAAUCUGUUGCCCAUUUUAAUGUUACAUAUAGUAAAAUACGUAAUGAUAAUGGAAAAUUACGAGCAUGUUCAUAUUAUAGGCACGCCAGGCAAAAAGGGUAUGUCAAAUAGCUGGUCUGUACCCCUACAGACAAAUUUAUUCGACACAGUCCUGUGCACCAGUUGACUAUUAACAACAACAUUAAUACUUUUAAAAAUUUUUAAAAUUUUAUCAUGUCCUUUUCAACAGCAGGAGUUUUCCGUUCCUUAAAAGCCAGGAACGCCCCAUUCAUGCAUCGUGUGCAGGGAAAUGUUUUUCUCAUAAUGAUCUUGAACAGUCUGUGUAGGUCGUGGCAAUAAUAGCAAAACUUUCUUGGAUAGAAAUACAACUACCUGAAAAAUACAAGGAGAAAUUCGAAGUUUCGAGCGAAGGCUCUUUGUAGGGAAGUCAGGCUUCCCGAAGCAGUGUCUUCGCUCGAAACGUCGAAUUUCUCCUUGUAUUUUUCAGGUAGUUGUGUACCAACGAAACAUUCAUUUUUCUGAUAACACUAUAUUUUAAUGGCCCUCGAAUUGUUUAAAAAGUCCAAAGAAAAAACAAACUAGAAAGUUCAGAUUGGUUUUGAGUAUUUGAUAUAUAACCUCCGUUUACACGAGCAAAUUAAUUGUUCCAUUUUUCACUGGUGUGUGUUAACCAUUGAUAUAUAAAUGAACAUAAACAAACAAACAUGCAAACUUUGUUGAAACAGGGAUACCAUGCACUAUACUGGUACAUUGAAUACAAAACAUAUUAAAUUUAUAUACGUCAGAUAGAUAUUAGUAGCACUUGACUCUAUAGCAUCUUACAUCUUACGAUUACGACAUAACUUUUGCAGUACACGUUGUAGUACAGUAUAACUAUUGAAUUCCAUACAGCCAUACCAAGACAUUUUGUUUUAAGAACUAAUAGAAAUAAAUGUAUCAUUUGUAGCGAAGGACCACUAUCAGAAAAGUUUUGGAGAAGUGAAUAAUCAGCUAUAAGGUUUAUCACAAAUGUGAAAACCUCUAUAUUUUUCGGCUCCAAAUGUAACAAUUGUGUUAGUUUUUGACCUGGGUGAUAAUCAAAUCCAUCCUUUUAAUUUGGUUGAAAUAUCAGCACAGACAGUUGUCUCUUGUUAAAUAUUUUAAACUCGUACAUGUCCUCAUAUGCGGAAUCUUUGUAUAAUACAAGUGAAACUUAUAAUUAUAUAGACAUAUAGUGUUGUUAUUUUCCGACACAGCAAAUAUUUUUUCAGGAUUUUUAGUAAAAAAUAUGUAAACAUUUGUUAUUUAUUUUCAGAGGCGGCAAGAAUUCCAGGAAUGUUUGUACUACGUGUAAAGGUAAGACGCAAGAGGCUAUAUUUGAUAUAAGUCGUAUUGUUUUAAUAUGACAUCGUUUGUAUAUCUCUCUGUACUCUCUUUGAUUCAUUUCGGACAUAACCUGCCAUUUAAGUACGCGCCCUGGGUAAAAUGGCCGGAAACUUGAAUAGUCUGGAUAUAACGAAAAUGAUGACAAAUGUCUGUCUAAGAAAAGUUAUUAAUUUUGUGUCAUUAUGCGAUCAAUCAUUGCUGACCCGAGCACUUUUUAAUGAAAAUUGGGGAAAAAACCCGCAACAUCCUGUGGAUAAACACAGUAUACAAUAUUUUACUAGUACUCGGGUCAUUCUCUAUUCAAUUUUCAAAAGAAGCUAUAUAUACAUUAAAAUGAUAAAAGAAAAACCAAACUUUUUCUACCAGAAUGUAAUCGUUGUUGUAUGCUGGCCAGCAAUUGGCAUUCUUGCCCCAGACUCUCUUCUGGCUGCGCGGCGUGUCUUCGUUCUUAUUAUCUCGCUUUAUUGAUAACCAUUUAUUAAAAAAAUAGGUAUGCCAUGGCGUACAUGGCGUCUACUGGGCAAAUGCUAAUGCAAAUAAAAUACAUGAAAUCAUUGAAAUGACGAUUUUAUUAGACUAAAGACAGGCUAAAACAUGUUGCACAAAUGUACAGGUUCCUGAACCUGUCAAGUAGUUCUUUUCCAAGAUACACACAUGGAAAUCCAUUUUCACAGAAAUUCACAGAUAGUUUAAUUUGAAAUUUUAGCAUCUCUUGAAGCGCAUCGAAGUUUAUUUAUAUAAAUAAAGAUAUAUCUUCAGGUGACAGAAGCACAGAAACAUUAUGUCAAUUUUGCUCCAUCAAUUUCUUUAGCUUGUUAGAUAUGUUUUCAUCCAGAUUCCAGGGAACCAGUAUAACCGCACGCAAAGAUUUGCAAGUUGAGGUCAUUUCUAAAAAUAGGUACGCUAUAGCGUACAUGGCGUCUACUAUGCUAAUGCGAAUAAAAUACAUGAAAUAACAAUUUUAUUAGACUUUAGUCUAGAUAGGCCAUGACAUAUUACACUAAUAUACAGGUUCCUGAAUACUUUAACUAAUCAUAGCUUUCGCAGGAAGAACCUGGCGCGUCAAUCAGUUCUGAAAGAUGUUCAGUUCAUACAUAAUUCGUAUGCAGAAAUGUUAGUUAAUACUAAGCGAUUUCUCUUCGAAGAUCUUUGUGAUCCAUAGUUCAACAUAUUCAAUGGACAGAUUUUCGUUGCGAAAUGAUGGCAUGCAUGGACUACAUAAAGAAUUCCAUUCUCUUUAAAAACUUUAUCAUCAUUAUUUUAUUAGUUUGUCGAGUAGUUAUUUUCCAAGAUAAAUACAUGGAAAUUCCAUUUUCAUACUUUGUUCCAAUUAACCCAUAUAGUAUUUCCACAGUGCGACGUUGAAAAUUUAAAGGCCAAUAUCUCGACACAUAAAUACAGUUCAAAAUUUUUUACUCAUUGUUGCUAUUGCAUGCUAACCUCAGAACUAAUUUUUAAGUCCUGUUCACAUGAAUCUGGGACAGCACUUUGUCCCGGGGUGAGCAAUUGUCGUGGGACAAUAACUGUCUCGGCUUGUAAAACAGUAGUGCUGUUGACAUGGUAUUUUACUUGUCCCAGCAUAGGCAGCCCAGAAAUGCGUGGUAUUUGUCUCUUUUAUGUAGUUUCAUAGCUUGGAAAAGUUUUGAAAGCUGGGGCGUGCAUUUACGUAUCUACUCAUCCUCGUACUCAGGGUCUUUUUGGGAGUGGCACCAGAGUGCGAGAGAAAAUAGCCUGGGUACGAGGUUUGGAGUCUACUUUGUUUAUUAUUAUGACAAAGUUGGCGGGAAAAUUGCUUUGUCGACCCGUGCAUCGUACCCGGUAAUUUCAGAAGGAUUAUUUUGGCCCGCAACGGCCAUUUUAGCUUUUUAAAACAUCGACUGUUUUAGUUCAGAAGCGCCAUUCGGUGGCAAAAUGGUGCCACUAAAAUUACUGUGUACUUAUUUUCUCUAAUGAUUUAGUCACACGAAGACUGAGCAACUACACCGUGGUUCCUGGCGACAGAGUGACGUUGAGAUGUGCCUUUAGAGGCAUUCAUCAUACGAAUAUCACAUGGUUUCGGAAUGGAAAACCACUGAAACAAACCAGGUCCAGAAAUAUUGUGAUAAGGUAAAUAUUUACUGAAGCCUCUUCAAUUUAUAAAACAUACCCAGUAUUUGACUGGACGCAGGAAGAGAAACAAGUUUAAUGAAAUUAUUUUUACUGGUGCAAAGUGAAUAACGAGUCUUACGGGACCUUCCGCUAACUGGAUCAUUAGGGACCUUCCGCUAACUGGAUAUAGUUAGUACAGAGUCGAUAUAGAAAAUUGUUUUUUAUAGUAUAAUUAUAUAUGGACGGUCAUGUGACACUGGCGUUGUCUUGGGUGCGAAGUUUUGAAGACAAUAUUAUGCAUUUGCAGACUUACUGAAGUCGAAGCUAAGCAAUGUACAAUGCUGCACCCAGUAAUUAUGCAAACGGUCUGUGUGGAAUUUUCAUGGAUUUAGGCUGGAAGGCAUGCAUAUCUAUUCUACAAUUUUCAUACAUUGCCUUUACUGCUUGAAAAAUAGAAGGAAAGCAGGAGUUUUCAAAAUGAAACCUUCAACUGUUUAUAUGUUUCAUCUAUAUCAUCAGAUUUAAAACUCGCUCACUUCUCAUUAUUUCUGCAGUAAAUGGCAGAAUCAGAAUGGCUCGAAAUUACGAAUAAAGAAAGUGACAUCAAGAAUGACAGGUUCCUACAGCUGUGUUGGUCAUAAUGUCAGAGAUCAGUACAUUAUUUCAACUGGAUAUGUUAGAGUAUCACGGGGUAAGAUGAUUAUAGUCAUUAUACCUGGAUUGUUUCUGUUGCAUUCGUUGAACGUUUCAUUGCACCGAGCCUAUAAUGGCAAUGAACGUCAAUACUUUAGCUAACAUUAAAGUGCCUACAUAUGACACGAAAUUUCACCCCAAAUGUUUAUGGUUGCAUUGUAAAGAUCACUUAAUAAAAUGACUUAAUAAUUUCUUUUAUAGAAUUUUGGUAACUUGCUUCCUUUGCAAGAUAUUCAACUUUGUUUCAUAUGCAAAUAUCACCGGUGUGACAUCACAUCGCAUAAUGACAUUUUGAAAACACAACAUUUUACCUUGAUAAAAUAUUUUUACAAACAAAUACAGAGGGUUAAUUACCAGUUAUGAAAUUAAUACACAUAGAAGGCCAAUUUUUAAGUUUUUUAGAUACGUAUUCGUCAAGAAAACUAUACUUUUCUGAAAACUCAUUAUGCGAUGUGAUGUCACACCGGUGAUAUUUGCAUAUGAAACAAAGUUGAAUAUCUUGAAAAGGGAGCAAGUUACCAAAACUCUAUAAAAGAAAUUAUGAAGUCAUUUUAAGUGAUCUUUGCAAUGCAACCAUAAACCUUUGGGGUGAAAUUUCGUGUCGUAGGCACUUUAACAUUCGGCACAUAAAACAGUAUGUCGACGUUUGACUGUGUCCUAAUUUGGGUUGCUUUCUGAUAGAAGAAUGUGUGAAGUUAAUAUAAACGUAUUUUUUGCUUAUAGCUAACCGUGAUAAUGCCAAAGCACUCACAACCACUCCAAGGUAAGUCUUGCUAUAGAAAUACACAGAAUAUUUUUACAAUAAUAUGGAAUUAGGGUUUUGUCGAAUUCGUGUCAGUCAUAAUAUUUUCACGAAUGCAGUGAACUCGUUACCACGAUGGUCCAUUUGCAUUCAAUUUUUGAAUUUAUUUUUCUAGUGCAAAUUAGUCCGCGAGAGGCAAUGACUACCUCUCAUUCUUUGUUUUCUAAGCCUGUUUCCCUCUGGGCGAAGCACCACUUUCGGCACCGCUUUCGCCUGACCUGAUAAGCGAUGUAUAUGCCGACAAAGGAAAAAGCACUCAAACGCACGAACAAAUUCGCCUAAUAGACAAAUUUGACCAACGUUGUUUACAUCGUUGCUACCCAAUCAUAACUAUAGAUCACUUACAUGCCUAGUUACUAUUGUUCUAGUUUAUAAAAGCGUAGAACAAAGGUGAGUAAGGAUUGGAAUUGUGUGUAAGAGUUAUUCAGCCAUGUAGAUAAUGUUCGAUUCUAAACUUCUGUAAACUAGAACAAUGGUAACUACAGUAGGCAUGUGUCUAUUUAAGGGCGCCCAAAUUUCCUAGAAAAUAUGGCCCGGGGGACCAUAUGGAAAUUUAGCGGCAACAUUUUUGGGGGGCUAUAUAUUCCCUGUUGCAUGGGUACAGCAGGUCCCGAGUAGGUCCUUCAUAAGUGUCGUAAUAUUAGGUUGUCUAAAUAGAUCUGGUAAAUAACAGUGCAUUGCGACGUCUUCCACGCUGUUCUUAGGUAUUUGAAACAAAGUAUGCAUAUUUUGUCUCUUUCUUUGAUUUCAGUGUUGUGUUAAAACAAAGAAACGGCAAGUGUGAGAUGUACGUGGGUACGAUAUGUGCGCGAUAUAUACAGGAUAACGGAAUUAUAUUUGUGGAAAGCGGUGCUCAGAAGAGCCAGGGCUUUAUUGAAGCGAAGUUAAAGUUUGCUUACAAAAUCAUGAGUGCAAACUUAACAAAAUCGUGUCGUCCAGCAGCGCUCCCGUUGUGGUGUCACCACCAUUUUCCCGCAUGUAGUGUAGUGAACUCGAAAGCUGAACCCAAGUCGAUUUGUAAAAGUGAAUGUAAUCAUAUUCAGAACAACGAUUGUAAAGUAGAGUAUGCUGAAACAAGAAAGGCGUCUUCUCAGAGUUCAGAGGAUGAUCUGUUUCCUGAUUGUAAACUGUUACCCAGUGAAGAUCAUUCACAGUCGAACUGUGUUUCCAUCAAACGCCAUGUUCCUUCGUUACGGCCAGGUAACUAAUGAAUUCCUUUACGGAACUUGACGGUUUAUUAACACAUCUUUCGUCAGCUGCAUGACUUUGUGGUUUGUUUUCGAUACAAAUGAAAUAUUAAAUGUAUUAUCAUAUGGCAUGAAACAUUCUUUAGCCCAUAUUACACGCGUAGCUCGUGUACUACACUCACAAUUGCUAACAGCAUUGUACAAAUUUAACAAAAGACAACAAAAAUGGAAAAAGUUUGGUUCCGUAGCUCAACUGGCAGAACGUUAUGGGUUUAUUUCCCAUGCCUCCUGCACUCUCAGCUGCAAACAAAACAACUUAUAUAUUGAACUCUCAAUUGUUGAACAAUUUAAUUACUGAAAUAAUGAAACUAAUGUUUUUAUCUUUCUUGAUUUAGGUGCUGUUAUCAAACCAGCAAGGUAAUGUCAUGUGAAUUAAGCAAGUCGUAAAUGUAAACUAAUAUGAGCAAGAACAUUUCUUACAUAAUAACUAGAGGGAAACACGCAAUUUGAUUGGUCAAUACUCGGCUCGUGUUUUUUUACACUUUCUGAACCUCUCGCAACAUUCCGCGUGGAUGGAUAAACCACGGAAAUCAUUUGGUAAUCCUUUAUUACAACUUUCAACUGAAAAUUGCUUCCCUUCAUUUUCAGCGGUAGAUGCACGAUGUACAAUGGUGAUGUAUGUAAGAAACCUGGCAAGAAAGUGUUCGUUAAAGAUGGGACGACAAUAUCCGAUAUUGAGAAAGAAAUUCAAGACACAAUGAAAGGGAAGUACGUGUCAAGCCAAUGUCACUCUUACGUCCAGCCACUACUGUGUCAACUACGUCUGCCUGAUUGUGAUGAAUCGUCUACCACUCCUAAAGGAAAGCCAAUCUGUCAAGAUGAAUGUUUAGUACUCAAGAAUAAGUUCUGUAAAAAGGAAUAUUCACAUGCUAAGAAAGUCAGCGCUACAAAUAUCUUUUUUGAUUGUUCGUCCGUGCCAUCGCUGACCACUGCAAGUGGAAAAUGUUCUUCUGUAGGAGUGCCUUCAAAAGAUCUAGGUAAGAAUUAUUUCAACUAAAAUACACCUUUUAUUCCACAUCUACACACGAUAUAACUAAUGUAGAAUAUGUUUGUGAUGUUGUCUCUGAGUGUGUCCACAGCUGAAUAGUUUGCUUGACUGCGAUGAGAAUCGCACCUGCGAUCUUUAGUUUGCCAGUCCGAUGCUCUGCCAACUGAGCUACGAGGUCAAGUCGGUUCGAGUGCGUGACAUUUCGGAACUCAGUCUAGUUCCCUGGAUAUCAGUGUGUUUCAAAGAUCUUAAAUGUUUCUGCACUCAGGUGAAGAUAUAUGUUUGUGAUGUUGUCUGCGAGUGUGUCCACAUAAUGGUUUCUUCUACAAUAAAAAAUCCUUCCUGCACAAUUAGUUAUAUCGAGUGAGGUGCCCAUACAGCUUACAUUCGUUUGACCUUAGUAUAUAUUUACAUGAACUUGCGAUUAGAGCUCGACAACCGGCCUCUGGGAAGCCUAUAUUUAUCUUAGAGCUACAAUGAGGACUUUUCCUGUUUCAGUGUUACGAAGUGUACCCAUAAAAAGUCUGCAGUACUUAAGCUUUUUGGUGUCUAUUAAAUGGAAGCACACGUUCCAGGUUAAAUUAUAAUCAGAAAACUGCAUAUCGCAUUGAGGAAUUGUAGGCAUUAUAAAAUAGCAAAAUGUGUGGGAAAUAAAGGAACGUGUCUUUUGGAGUGUAACAUGCCUCUUGUUUUCUUUUCAGCCUCUCCUGACGAAAUGUAAGUAAUUUCCAUUAUUUUUCUUUUUCGACGCUGAAUCCUUUUGCAGGAAUUUUAGAUGAUUUUGAUGGCAUGUCGUUACUUUCUGAAAUCUAAGUAGUAAUGGCAACUGUAUUCGUUCAGUAAAUAUAGUUUUAUUAGAAGCGCUCUCUAACAAAGAUUCUCAUUUUCUAGCCCUAUUCCAACAAAAAAGAUUGGAAGAUGUCAGCCUUACACAGGAACAAUUUGUAAAGAUUUUCUUAAGGGGAAAAACAUCUUCCUUGAAGUGGACCACCUUGAAUCUCACAUUGAAAGAAAGAUCUUCAAUGCCAUUAGAGAUAUUGAAGGUUUUCCCGACUUGUCACCAAAAUGCGAACCGUAUGUUUUGCCUCUCAUGUGUCAUCAUCUUUUCCCGUACUGUGUGCCGAAUAGUCAAAGUCAACCUAAACCAAGCUACAUUUGCCGAGAAGAUUGCUUCCGUAUUCAACUUGAAUUCUGUCACAGCGAAUAUCCGAUAGCUGAAUACGAAAGCCUAACUGCUGGAUCAAUUCUGUUUCCAAGUUGCAAAGAGUUACCAAUGUCAAAUGAACGAUGCACACCAUUAAAGAGUAUCACGAAUAGAACAGGUAGGGGGAAAACUAUGAAACUCUAAACCAACAGUACGGCUUGUGCUAGCCAAACUAACAUUGUAAAACAACCAAUAAACUGGCUGACAAUUACUUGAAUGGUCUGUGCCAAUAAUUGGAUUGAUAGGGAUGCAACUACCUGAAAAAUACAAGGAGAACUUCGACAUUUCGAGCGCUUCGUCGGGAAGUUUGAUAGUAGCCAAAGUAACAUUAGCCAAAGGUCAUCCCUAUCAUUACUAAAUGAUGUUCGAGCAAAACAAAUUAAAAAGCCAUUCAUAUAAAUGGACGAGAAAGCAGUGAACGAAACAAACCUUAGGAACAAACCAACUGCAUUACUUUGUAACUGAUCUUAAAUUUGAUUCCAUUUAAGAACCCGCCAUCCCUGGAGAUUGUUACCGUGACAACGGCAAGGAAUAUGGAGGUUUUACCAACACAACAGAAUCUGGUGCACCUUGUCAACGUUGGGGGGAUAAGAUGCCUGGUUCCUCGUAUGCCAAGCUUCAGGGUGGCCAUAACUUUUGUCGUAACCUACGAGGGAAAAAUAAGAAACCGUGGUGUUUUACAGAUCAACAAGUGAUGGAGCUGUGCAAUGUUCCCAAGUGUGGUAAGUGGACACACCUGACUCAAUGCUGUUCAGGCUUUUAGCCAGAACUCUGAAAGAGGGUGUUCAAUGUCGGCGACGACACACCCUAGAACGGGGUUCGAGACUAUGCCCCUCUGGAAAACCUUCUCUUACACCCGUUUAAAAAAAAUAGCAAACGUAAACAAAACAUUUUAACCGUAUUUAAUACCAAAUUAACAAAAAGAGCUAGAUAUACAAGCUAAAAGAAACUGCAGACCAUCACAACAGAAAUCUGUGUCGUGAACGACUUUUAAAGUUUGAAAAACAACAAUUUAUCCUCGAAUAAUCAAAUUUAACUGUGCAUUAACCCGUUUGUGCUAGACCAUAGCGGUAAUACUAUGAUUUUGUUGUGUUUAAUUUUUCCAAUAAUUUUCACUAAAAUAUCUUGAAAAUCGUUCUAAAACUUUUUAUAUAAAGCAUACAAAGCAUAUACAUCGACAAUGAUCCGCAUAACUCAAAGUUGUAAACAAUUUGAACUUCGUGACCGGGUGACAAAAAACUGACAACUCUAGUUAUUUUCGGCUUAGUCACGUAAUUUUGAAAACGGGUGUAAACAGUUUAAAAGUUUUACAGCUAUUCAUGUCAGCGUACUAAAGCUAAUGAGCUAGUGACGAGAUUUGCCUUUCCCCCAGAAUUUUGGGCGUCCAUAUUUCGUUGUAUGGCGUCCCAGGAGCUUCGCCAUACAAGCCAGAUGCUGUUUCAAACAACUUGUCAUCGUCCUGCAAUUCAACAACUUAACAAGUUGUGAGUAACAACCUCGUAGCAAAUUGACAAAAUUGACAAGAUGUGAGAUUUUACGUGGGCACUACAAUAUUAUAGAUACUUGUUAUUUUUACAAUAUUGGAUACUUCCUUUUAAUAACAGUAGAGCGUAGGUAGUCGAUGUGAAAAUGUCGUGGUUAUGAAUUGUUUCCAGUGUUGCAGCAUAUUUCUUUGUUUCCUGAACUAGUAGGAGCAAUACCUCCAAGUCUGGUGGCAUGUUUUAUGAAAGAAGCGACUUUUGAAUGAUAGCUAAUGUGGUUUGUGAGAGACGUUUAUUUAACACGGCGGCAAAGCUUUCGAUCCGAUCAUCCAGUGAUGAAGAUAAUUAUCGAAAGCUUUGCGAUAAUAGGAAACGCGGUAACAAACCAAAAUAUAUUUAUCGAAACAUCCAAUAUAUCUGAUAGAUAAUUGAAUAUAUCCCAGCUUGUUAUAUAUCAUAUUAUUUUAAAAACUUAGACAUGCGCUAGAGUCCGUUUGCAAUGUCAGCUUUUUGUCUGAAAAAAUAAAGUUGUGACAGCUUUAUAUAUUUCCCUACUUCCGUAGUAUACUACGUUCUCAGGUAGUACAAUCAGGCAAGAACACACAACCUAGUUAAAUGUUUUGUAUCGCCAUCAGGAGGCGCCAAUUGUACGCAUGCGCAAAACUGACUGUACCGCGCAUCUUUAAGAUGCUGAAAACGAAUAUCGUAGUUAUCGUAGCAUCUUUGUUCGUGAUGCGAAAAUUGGAAAAAAUUAAUUAUUUGGUAUUGCGAGCAUGUAUAUUCCUGGUUUCAAAUCUUGACCUAACAAUGGUGAAUUUUUUACCAGCUCCCGUUGGUACUCCAUUGAAUGGAACAGGCGAACACUACCUUGGUAUCCUGGACACAACGAAGAAAGGGCCAUGUCUACCUUGGAAAGACCAUGAACCAGAACAUAACUGGGCUCAUAAUUAUUGUCGAAAUCCUAAAGGAAACAAGAAAGAGAAACCAUGGUGUUAUAUUGGCAAGGAUGAUUGGGAAUAUUGUGAUCUGCCUAAAGUUUCUGCAAAUAAAUGUAAGUUACGCAUAUGUUGUUAUAUUGCAUAUUGGUGAACUUAAGGUUUAAGCCAGCGAUAUUUUUAACGUCAAUGGAAAAUUAGUACAACUAAUAUUGCCGGCAUUUUGCAUUAUAGCACUCGUGUAAGGAAACAAAAAAGAUAUAAAAAUCUUCUGUGUUGUCGUGUGUGUUGAAGAUUACCACAAACUCGUACAAACACAGUUUUUAACCAGUUCCUGCUCGGCAAUCUCACGUCCGUGUUGACAAAAAUGUCGCUUGCUUAAGUCUAUUGUAAAAUAUUUAAUAUCUGGUUCAUCUCUCGCCACUCUGGGCAACCUCGUACCCAGGGCAUUUUGCUUCCGGUCAGCGAAAAUGGCCCUGGCAUCGGCCGGUCACUUGACCUCAAAAUCUCCAGUAUUUGGGGUGUUCAAUUAUGAUAAUUUAUGCGCAUAAGUACGUAUAUAGAAUAAUGAUAUACAUUGUAAUAACCAGGGCCGCCGGGAGGUUGGCGGGGGCCCGGGGCAAAUUUUUUUUAGGGGCCCCUAUCUAAAAAAUUUUUUCCGGAGAACAACCUCUCCCCGUCGCCAAAAAAUUUUCGGUCAGUGUACCAUUUUAGGGGUCAAAAAUUUUUUCCGGAGUACAAAAUUUUUCCGGACGAGGACGUUGCAAUUGCUUUCGAGGGACUUUAUCUCAUUUUUUAGGCCAAAAUUCGGUACUUAGCCCAAGAAAACAGACCUCUUGUUCUUUGCGCGGAAAUAUUUAACACACAAAAAAGGCUGGGGCCCAACAAAAAAUGUUCAGGGGCCCCCAGCAACUCGGGGCCCGGGGCAAUUUGCCCCCCCCCUGCCCCCCCCCUCUCUGCGGCCCUGGUAAUAACUGGCAGGAGUAAACAAACUCAACGCUGCGUAUAUAAUCAAAGGGAAAGCAACGAAAUAAGUUGAUUUUAUUCGGUUUUCGUUGUUUACACCUCAUUCAGCAACAUAGCCCGUACUGAUAUUGAUGACUAUUAAACAUAUUCAGAGCCUGUUUAGCCUGUGAUUCAAUUCUGAAUGAACAACCAAACAAAACAAAACAAAACCGCUUCAGCAUUUGCCGACUGCCGUUUGGUUUAUAUAAAUCGUGUUAUGAGCAAAUAUAUUGGUAUCACAAUCUUUGACUAUAAGUAUAACGCUGUACGUUUCUUGAAAUCGACGAUGUAUAAACAACGCAUGUGAGAAAUUUAUGUUGAACCGAAUCAAAUACUCGUCUAUACAAAUGUACAAAGACUUAAUUUUAAUUUACUCAAUACUUUAGUCCUUCAAGAACUAAUUAUAAAUUUGUCACUCCACUCUCGUUUCAACAAAAUAAUAAUGAUUUCCCCCGUAUAUUGAAUAAUUAUAUUCAAAAUCAUUGACCAAUCAGGUUGCAAAACAGACCAGCCGAUGCCAGGGCCUUUUUCGCUGACCAUCCAACCGCGGAAGAAAAAAGCCCUGGGUACGAGGUUGCACUCUGGGUUCAGAGGUUUUCUGGUGCUAGUCAGUGCAGGCUACAGCGAAACAGAUCCGGAAUCCUCCUGAUCCAGGGUAUUCUCUCGCUAGUAUUAUAUAUUGAAUUAGAUGACGGUUAUUGACUUGGCGCAGUGGCGUAGCCAGCACGACAAUUUGGUCAUGCUAUGCAAAUUUUAAAUCAUCAUCAUUAAUUUCUUUAGAAAUUGAUUGUUUUCACCAUAGUUAAUAGAGGAGAUGGUUUGGAAACUCGUUAGCAUUACAAUAAAAUCACAAUAAACCUCAUUAUCUAUGUUGUUCAGGUUUAUGCAAAAAUGUGGUCUUUCAUCGUCACGUGCGUAUUGUAUUUUUCUCAAGCCAACCAAUAGGAAUGUUCAAAAUGUUCUAUUGUUAAAGUCAUGGAUGGGCAAUUGGACAAAACCGUUGCUAUUGGCUGGUUGAGCAAAAAUACAAUACGCACGUGACGAUGAAAGACCACAUUUUUGCAUAAACCUGAACAAAAACAUAGAUAGUGAGGUUUAUUGUAAUGCUAAUGAGUUUCCAAACCAUCUCCUCUAUUAACUAUGUUUUCACAGUCUAUGAACACGGAAAUAAUUGCAUAGCAUGACUAAAUUGUCGGGCUGGCUACGCCACUGACUUGGCGAAGUUGCUUGUGUUUCAUAUUGUGAGUUGCAGAAAGGCAGAAGCAGAAAAUCAGUCUUUUAGAUAUAAGAAAGAUUAUUUGCAAAACCUUUGCGGUGCCGUGGUUGGAAUUGAAGCAGAAUCUUCGUAGAGUGAAUAAGAGGGUUGUUGUUAUUAUGUCGAAAAGGACUUGUAGCAAUUAAAGAAUAUAGGAUGUUGGGUAUGAGAAAUUUUCGGUAUAGCUAUGUCGGAAAACGUAUGGCAAUAUUAUCGGUAUACCGGAUUUUUGGCCUUGAUUGUUGUGCAGCGAAAUUGAUGAUUUUGGCCUAUGGAAAGUUUCGGUAUAUCCAAAAAAUUCCAGUUUAUUUGAAAUUUCUGUAUAUUGGUUUACUGAACGGCCCUAUUCUACUUUAAACUCACAUAAAUCGUACGAUUGUGCUGCGUUAGUAAUGUUACCAUGUAUGGUUGCAAUGGUUUGUACAUUUCACCUUUGUAAAGGACUUUGAUUCGCAUGCCAAAAGAGUGAUUUGAGUUUGACUUUACCUAACACAACGGUUUAAAGAACUUUUACGAUACCUUUGCUCUUUCCAACAACAUUUAUCACCUUCAGUAUAAUCGAGUUCCGUAUUGCGGUGCCCAAACGAACUUUGGCAUCGCUUUAUGUUCGUUGCGUGAGUUUUUAGUCUGUUAGUUUGUUGGUCUGUUAGGAAUCAUAAGCAUAUUCAUAAGCCAUGUUAUUUAUUCAAAACUUCGCACUUGUGGUGCACUUGUUUCGCGCAUGCUCCAGAGCACCGCACUCGAUAAUUUCUGGUUUCCAUCUUAGCUUAUUUUCCUUUCUGUAGUCCCUGACAGUGGUGGAGGUCAUUUAUCAAACCUCUUGUAUACAGUUAUACCAUGUGUUGUGUUUGGAAUGGUGGUGGCUAUAGUCAUAAUAGCAGUGUGUUGGAAACGACAUAAACAAGGUCCUGAUACCAUCAAGAAGAACACUAGAAUGACGGUGACCGUCGUCUUACCAGAGGUAAGAUUCUCUCUACAACCGAAUUAUUCAUUACGUAAAAAGCCAUCCGUGUCAACCGUCGCCAGUGAUCGCCAAUUGUAUUUCUAUUUUCUAACGUUAUUUUCUUUUUUCCACUCCUCACAAAAACCCUGGCAAAAACCAACUCGCAAGCGCUGCGAAUACUUUCAUCCAAUCACAAUGCUCGACAGUUUAUUUUAAUUAGAUGCAAGCACUCGCAGCAGGCUUGCGUGUUGGCUUUUGCGAUAAAUGGAAAAGAGCCUCUGCACUUGCAGCUUUUGCUGCGAUUUUAGGUUAGAAUUUCUUCGUCUGAUGGAUGUGAACGAGUUAAGAAUGUUCAGAUGAAGGCAAAUAUACUCAGAACAUUCAUAACUUAUCUACUCGUUCACAUCCAUCAGAAGACUGAUGAAAAUUGCGACGGUAAGCGGGCCUUGACAUAAAGCUGUACAUUUAUAUUCGUUUGUGUUUUAGUUGCGCACCAUCCCAGGAGAGAACAUCUUGUUACCGAAGUGUCUUGGAAAUGGCAAGUUUGGUUCUAUGUACAAUGGUGAGAUCUGCUCUGAAGAUGGCAGCCGUUUUAGUAGGUUAGUUAAGGUGGCUUUGAAAGAUUCUAGUGAAGAAUUCGUCAAUCAAGCCAAGACAUGGUCUCAGUUUCACCACCCGAAUCUCCUCAUUAUUGAGGCAAUAACUUCAGAUAGUGAGCCGAUGACCUUGGUCUACGAGUCAGCGGGGCAUGGUAGCUUGUACCAAUACUUGAUCUAUCAUUCACCAAACAAUCCGAACUUCACUAGAGACCAUGCUUUACUGGAUAAAGCUAACCUACUGGAUAUUUCACGUCAGAUUGCAGCAGGAAUGGCGUAUUUGUCUUCUCACGACUAUGUUCAUGGUGAACUCAUGACAAGAAAUUGUCAAGUCGCACAUUCGAUGGUUAUCAAAAUAACCGACUUUACACUUGACCGUGGUGAUUGUUACUGUCGACGACCAAACAAGCGACCUAUAGCACUAGGCUGGAUGGCCCCGGAGACCAUACAAACAGAAACAUACACGGUCCACUCAGACGUCUGGGCGUUCGGUGUGCUGCUGUGGGAAAUCUUCACCUAUGGUUUCCAGCCGUACUUUGGUUUCAUAUUCCCUGAAGUGCGAGAGAAAAUCUUGAACAUGGUGUUACUAGAACAACCACGAGACUGUAUUCCUGUCGUUUAUGAACUCAUGAGAAAUUGCUGGAAAAAGACCCCAACACAUCGACCACAGUUUGUGGAUCUUCACGACGAUUUGAACACUUUGUGUAACGAAUAUCUCGAAGAUGAUGAUGAACAUGACUCGCGUUAUAUCACUGGCGUAAAUUUAUAAUAUAAUAUAUUGACUUGUAAAUAAAUAACCUACCAUAAUGGUAAAUGAAUAUAAUGUACCCUGUUCAUAUUAAACUGCACAUAUAUUUCUAUUGGAUAGUGUGUAUUUGUUGUC
This is a messenger RNA of Paramuricea clavata, 18006 nucleotides long. Lineage: Eukaryota; Metazoa; Cnidaria; Anthozoa; Malacalcyonacea; Plexauridae. The record is from the annotation of a GenBank genome assembly.